AUGUUCCUGGUAAUUCUGGAUAUAUAUUACUCCGUUCCUGGUAAUUCGUGCGAAAAGUAUUUAACCUACCUUCCACAUGAUGGAUUCAAUAACCAAAGAAUUGCAUUAGAAAAUUCUAUAUUCUUGGCAUGGUUUUUAAACAGAACUCUAAUAAUUCCACCUCUCGUUUUUUUCGAAGGAGUUAAACCACAUAUAAGUCGGUCAUUUAAUGAAAGAUCCAAAUUUUUAUCACAAUUUAUACAUCCUAACAAAAAUCAAUUUAAACACUGUAAAAGCAUAUCAAGAUGUAAUAACACUUUAUGUUUUCAAGAAGGUCAAAAGAAUUGCAUUAUAGUAACUUAUACUACAUAUAAUUGGGAAGAGUUAAUAGAUUUUGCAUUUUUGAAAGAACAUAUUAAAUAUAUUCAUCGUCAAGAUUUUGAUUUUAACUAUUUACUGAAAUCACUUCAUAUUAAUAAUAGUUCAGACGUGUAUAAUGUGACUAAAGACAAAAAUCAAUUUCAACAACGAUACUACGAUGAUCCUACAUCAACAAUCGAACUCCGUAAAUUCAAAGAACGAGUGAAUUUAAUCGACUUAGGCAAAAGACCCAAAAAACUAAUACAUUUUGGAAGUUUAUUUUCAUCAAAUAGAAUUGUUCGACAAUUAUCUGAAAGUAUUGAAUUUUGGAAUAAGUUAAUGAGGAACAUGAUACCAAAUAAUCCAAUUAUAAAUAAUAUUGUAGAUAAAAUCAUUGAUAAGAUUGGAGGAAUGAAUAGUUUCAUUGGUGUACAUGCUAGAUUAAAAGAUGGAUUCUUUGCCAAGAGACAAAAUAAUACAGUACAAGGACUCAUAAAAAAAAUUCAAACAGAUUUUAAAGAUGGCGUUUGUUUAACAACAAAAAUAUACCUGGCAGUAGAUGUAAAACGAGAUCACAAGUCCCUUCGACCUCUAUUUCAAACAUUCUCAUGUAUUUACGUACUAGAUGACUUUAAUGAUCUUUUAGAACCUUUAAAACUUUUAAAAAAUCCCCAAAAUGGUAUGAUUAUGUAUAAAUUUCUAAUACCGUUAGUAGAUUUAGUAGUAGUAUCAAAAGGCAAUAAGUUUUAUGGAAGUAAAUCGAGCACCUUUUCAGGAUAUGCUAGACGAUUAAAUGAAAUAUGGAUUAGAUAA
Dentiscutata erythropus is the source of this 1152-nucleotide messenger RNA. The record is from the annotation of a GenBank genome assembly. NCBI's taxonomy places the organism in Eukaryota, Fungi, Glomeromycota, Glomeromycetes, Diversisporales, Gigasporaceae.